AGAAAUUAAUAUAUUUUUAAUUGAAAUAAUCGUAGUAGCAGGAAAUAGUCAUUUCUUUGGGGGGGGGGGGGGGGGGGGGAGGGCCUUCAGUGACGGGCCUGUCCGUACAUGAUCCAAUCACAUAGGGCCAAAUCUAACCCAAAAACCCACUUGCUCUGUUACUCUGCUCCAAAUCCUCGAUUCUGCUUCGCCAUCUACGCGAACACAUAGCUGUUUCAGUUGCCGUUUACGCUCGCUCUUUACCUCUCACACACCGUGUGAACACAAGUGUGACGCUGCUGCCCUGAGCUGGAGUUUAAUCAACUGCACCUAAUUGACUUUGAAGAAUGAGUGAGCUUCUUUUUGAUGAGAUCUUUAAGGUUGAGGAUGUAGACCCUGAUGGUAAAAAGUAUGACAAAGUUUCACGGAUUGUUGCACGGAGUGAGAAGCGUGACAUGUACAUGCUUCUAGAUGUAAAUACUGAGAUUUAUCCUAUGAGAAAAAAUGAAAGAUUCUUGAUGGCUUUGUCUCCUUCACUUGUUUUGAAGACUAAGGAUGGCUUAGUGUCUAUUCAAGACAAGUUUGAAUACAUCAUGCAUGGAAGAUUAUAUAACAUUACGAAUGAGGGAAGUUCAAAAUCUCAGCUUGAAGUGUACGUAAACAUUUCCCAUCUUUUACUCCAUUUUGUUCUCAUGAGAAGUAUCACCUGGGAUUCUAGGAUGUUUAACCGAACCCUAUUUUACAUGACAAAUUAAGCUACCGGACAAGUAGCUUAGGCAUUUGCAAGUGUUAUGUUUCUCUGCUUAUUUCAUGGAUCUUGGGUAGAAAGAAUAUAGUUUACAUUUUGCUUAAUGGAAUCAUAUCUUUGCAAAGCAAUAUGGUGCACAUUGAGGGUUCCUCAGGGAUAGGGAUAAUCUAUGUGCAAUUUCUAUGAUAUUGGAAAUAAAUAUAGGCUAAAUUAGUAGAUUGACUCCUUAGCUUAAAUUUUUUCAGUUUGGUCCUUUAACUUUUUUUAUUUUGUUUUGGUCCUUUCAUUUUCAAAAAUAUUUCAAAUAGGUCAGUUUUUGUUCAAAAACAUUAAUUCCAUUAAGAAUUGUUGUUCGGCUUCUUUCUGUGACUUUCUUGCUCCUCUUUUCCUCUUAAACAUUAACCUUCUUGGCUCAACUGCAUCCCCUACACUUCCCCCGCAGCUGCAUGCUGUAGAUCUCAAGUAUCCCUUGCAGAAGACAACUUUCAAACACCGUUGGGGGAUCCCCUGGCUUGACCCUUUGCCACACCCACACCCACUUCCAAUACCACAGUGUGGAUUGUGGAGAACCAGCACAAAC
Molecule: messenger RNA, 1307 nt
Organism: Abrus precatorius (Indian licorice)
Lineage: Eukaryota; Viridiplantae; Streptophyta; Magnoliopsida; Fabales; Fabaceae
Product: DNA-directed RNA polymerases II and V subunit 8A-like
Exons: 4
Coding region: 327-734 (135 amino acids)
Biological process (GO): DNA-templated transcription
Cellular component (GO): RNA polymerase II, core complex; RNA polymerase I complex; RNA polymerase III complex
Molecular function (GO): DNA-directed RNA polymerase activity
Source: RefSeq, a predicted model, not a curated record